GUCAUUGCUGCCAAUCAGCUGUUCACGCAUCGAUGCGGAUUGCUUGCUGUCUGUGUGUUGUGUUGUGGUGCGGCAGCAAUGAGCAGCUGCAUCAACGACUGCAAGCGCGAGCAUAAAAUUGAAGUGGAGCCACUACAAGACGCCGAUCAAGUGGAGCACAGCUUGCUGCUAAUCAAAGGACGCCUGCAGCCAAGCUGCACAAGUGCCAAACAGUUGAAAGCGACGCUCUCGCUACGCCAGCAAGAACAGGAGCAAUUAACACAGCUGACGACAGCCGGUGAAUUCAAGUUAUUGUUCGAUUUGGGCGAAUCUGAUACUGCAGCUGAGUGUGAACUGCACCUCUGCUGCUGCAACGCCCAGCGGCGACUGCAAUUCAGGUAUCAGCCACGACGUAGCACAUAUCGCGUGCAGCCGCUGCUGCUGCUCUGCGAAGACGAGAACGAACAGUCUGUGGAGGAUCUCUGUGCCUGCAUCGAUCUGAACCUGCGUCUGGUGCAGUGCAUCUAUGCGCACAAAUUAAGCGCCGCCGGCUUCGGGAAUCGCACCUUCACCCUCAACGGCGCCUGUUGCGUCUUUCGCUCGCAGCUUAGCUGCGCAACUGCACGCGACUGCGUUGAGGACGAGCUGUGGCAACGCUUUGCCAGCGAAAUCCUCUCCAGCGACGACUGGGGCCAGCAGCUACACCUCAAGUUUGUUGCCUUCAUCAGUUGUACGCGCUACGACGGCGGCGCUGUCGCAGCUAGCGGCGAUUAUUCGUACGCGAACAUACGCCGGCAUCUCCACGCACACGCUGCAUUGGGUGGCGGUGGUCUGGCGCUAUUUGGCACCGGUCAUUUCUACGCCUGGCCACGGCACUUUAACCAAAUUGGCGACUGCAUACGCAGCAGCCGGCGCGUGGAUGUCGCCAGUCAGCCGGACGAGAGCAACUAUCGUCGCAGCUACGGCGGCGUUUAUGCCAGCACCUUGGGUGCUGUGUGCCACGAGUUGGGGCAUUGCUUUGAUCUCGGCCACACCCAGGAGGGUGUCAUGGGCCACGGUUUCGACUAUCUGAAUCGUGUGCUCACCGUCGAUCAGCUGACGGAGCAUUUGCCGCAACGCAUUGUCACAACAUCAGCUGCCGCCGCAUCCGCUUCCACAUCGUCGCGCCCUCGUUUCACACAGCUGAAACUCAAACAGCCCGCAGGCAAUAAGUUUCUGGAUAAUUAUCAUAGCCAGCGACGCAACGAUUGCUUCUACUUCUCACGCAAUUGUGCCGUUAUUCUUGCCCAGCAUCGCUGGCUACGCCCCGAUCUCAAGGCCCAACUCCACAACGCACACAUUCAACUGCUGCCCGACAGCUCCGAGAUUGUGUCCAACAUUGCGUUGCGUCUCGUCGAACUGCGUUGCAAUCUCAACAGUCUUGUUGCCCACUACGAGGAAUUCCCCGCACAACCAGCCACACUACGCUUUCGUCUGCCGGAUGCCUUAUGGCAUCUGCUGGCCACACAACGCUCCCACUACGUCUUUGUACUGACCAUUGAGGGUGACACCAAGCGACUGGCCUGUGACCCCGUUCAGGAUUAAGCGGAAACUGACAAAAGUCUACGGCACAGAUGUACUGAAGUAUCAGUAUCUGGAGGAUAUGAUAGUGCUGAAUGUGAAUGUGGAUGACUUUGCGGCGAAUGCGUUGCUCUGGCU
Molecule: messenger RNA, 1677 nt
Organism: Drosophila nasuta
Lineage: Eukaryota; Metazoa; Arthropoda; Insecta; Diptera; Drosophilidae
Exons: 2
Coding region: 79-1563 (494 amino acids)
Source: RefSeq, a predicted model, not a curated record